CAGGACUUGGUUUCCUUGCACUAACUUAGUGCAUAAAUAUAUUUCUCUUUAUAUACUAAUCAUAUCUCAAACAGAUUCUCAAGUAGCAAUAUGAGGACAUGUAUGAUGUUGGUUUAUAGCAUGACAUUAGUAUCGAUUGCUGUUUCUUUGAGUUCAAACACUGAUAAGUUAGCUUUACUUUCCUUGAAGGAAAAACUUACAAAUGGCGUGCCUAAUUCUCUACCAUCAUGGAAUCAUUCUUUGGAUUUCUGUGAAUGGCAGGGAGUCACAUGUGGUCGUCGUCACAAGAGAGUCUCUGUCUUGCAUUUGGAGAACCAAACAUGGGGUGGCACUCUUGCUCCAUCCUUAGGAAAUCUAACAUUUCUUAGAUUUCUCAUACUUUUCAACAUCGAUUUGCAUGGUGAAAUUCCAAAACAAGUUGGUCGAUUGAAAAGGUUGCAAGGUCUUGACUUAAGCAACAACAAUCUUCGGGGAGAGAUUCCCAUGGAGCUCACUAACUGCACUAAUAUCAAGGAAAUUUUUUUGGAGUUUAAUAAACUCACAGGAAGAAUUCCGGCACGGUUAGGGUCAAUCAUUCAACUUAAUGAAUUGAGUCUCCAGUCAAAUAAACUAACCGGUAUUAUUCCAUCUUCUCUGGGAAAUAUUUCCUCUUAUAGAUAAUUAUUUGGAAGGAAGUAUCCCUUAU
Molecule: messenger RNA, 685 nt
Organism: Lathyrus oleraceus (garden pea)
Lineage: Eukaryota; Viridiplantae; Streptophyta; Magnoliopsida; Fabales; Fabaceae
Product: probable LRR receptor-like serine/threonine-protein kinase At3g47570
Exons: 1
Coding region: 91-660 (189 amino acids)
Source: RefSeq, a predicted model, not a curated record